UUGCACUCCGACAAGAAGAAGAAGAAGAAGAAGAAGCUUCAUCGAACUGGAGGGAUUUUCAGAGCGGUGCAUUGCGGCUAACACAGCUAGCAGGAGCAACAUCAAUCUACAGCAAACUGCUUUGUGUUUACAAAGAGCACCACUAAGCAUCGUAUUACACCUCGGACAUUUCAAAUGGAUCUGGAAGAUGACACCACUAUUUUAACGACCCUGAAGUCCUUUAAUACUUUCAUUAGUCACCAUGAGCAUCCACAGCGUCCGUCAGAGCAGGCGGGGAGCGGGAACCUGCAGCCUCACUAUAAACGCAGCAUGGAGUUUUUGGAAGCAGCAGAGAGGGUUCACUCUCAGCACCGCUACCUGCAGCUGGACCAGGAGAAGAAGCAGAUGGAGCUGAGUCACAAACGAGCUCGGUUCGAACUUGAGAAGGCGGCUUCUGAAAACGCUAGAAACCUGGAGCAUGAAGUUGACUGCAACCAGGAACUUUUGGGGCGAAUAAAAACAUUAGAGGAGAGAGCGAAAGAAGCACGGAAGAACCUGUCAGAGCAGGUGGAAGCAAACGGUUCUCUUCGUAAGAACCUGGACGGCCUCAACAAGAAGCUGGACGAGCGAGACACCAAACUGAUGACAGCCGACCAGACCAUCAUGUCUCUGAGAGAUGAAAUCAGAGACCUUUGCCAGAAGAUUCAAACCCAAGAUGCAACUAUUUCUGCCCAAACUCUGGACAACCAGGAGCUGCAAGAACAGCUGGACUUACAGCGCAGGAAGUAUUUAGAAGCUUCUCAGCUUUGCCAAAGCCUCCAAGCAGAACAGUCUUCUUGUUCAGAGCACAUCAUCAAAAUCAAGGAGCUGGAGAGACGUCUAGCCCUCCAGGAACAGGAUAUCGCCAUUGUGAAGAGCGUGAAGUCCGAGGUGGCGAGAGUUCCAGAUUUGGAAAAAGAGCUGAAGCGUCUCAGGGAAGACAACGCCUUCCUGAGGGACAGCAGGGAGAACUGCAGCCUGUUGAAGGAGGAGGUGGAGGGACUGAGGAGGAAACUGGAGAGAAUGGAGAAGAAAAAAGAAGAGCUGGUUAACAUAGAGCUGGAGAAAGAGAGGCUGGCUGAGAAGCUGCAGGCCUGGGAAAACAUCGGACAGUCUACAGGACUCAACAUAAGGAAACCGGAGGAUCUGUCCAGGGAGGUGAUUCAGAUCCAGCACAGAGAAAUUGCUCUGAAAGAGCAGAACUACACACUCAGCAGCCGAGUCAGGAGCUUGGUGCAUUCCCAGUCUGAAGCCGGAGCGGAGCUGACCCAGCAGUGCGGCAGAACCGUGGAGGAGCAGAAGAAGAGAGAGGCUCAGGAUGCGCUCAUUCGACGACUACAGAAACGACUACUUUUGUUAACCAAGGAACGUGAUGGCAUGCGUGCUAUACUGGAGUCUUACGACAGUGAGCUAGCGUCAAACGAGUAUUCUCCUCAACUCAGUAAACGAGUCAAAGAGGCAGAAGACGUUCUGCAGAGGACACAAAAUCACAAUGCAGAGAUGGAGGCUCAGCUCAGUAAGGCACAAGAGGAGACAGGGACGCUCAAACUGCAGCUGCAAAAGCUGGAGCAUGAGUUGGAGACUGUAAAGACACAACUGGCUUCUUCAGCUGACUGCAGCUCUUCAGCGAACAAAGAAGAGGUCAACAUACUAAGGCAAAAAAUUGAAGAGUUGGAGAAGGAUCGACAGCGUUUGGAAGAGCAGAAUAACAUUCUGGAGAUGAGACUGGAGAGACACAACCUGCAGGGAGACUAUGAUCCCGUCAAAACCCGCGUCAUCCACCUGACGCUGAACCCAACUGCCGAGGCCAAGCAGCAGCGUCGGCAGGAAGCGGAGGCGGUCCAAGAGGAACUGACGCGUCUGAGGGAACUCGUACGCUCCUUCCAGGAAGGAGGCGUGGCCUCACAAGACGACUCCAACAUCCAUAUUCCUGGCUUUAGCAUCAACUUACCCCCAUCCAAGGAAGUGCUGGAUUUACGUAAGCAGAUGGAGAGCUCCGAGCUGAGGAACCAGAGGCUGAAGGAGGUGUUUCAGAAGAAGAUCCAGGAGUUCCGCACCGUCUGCUACGUCCUGACUGGUUACCAGAUAGACAUAACCACCGAGAACCAGUACAGGCUCACCUCCGUCUACGCAGAGCACAUGCAGGACUCGCUGCUCUUCAAAAAGGGCUCCAAUGGAAGCAUGCAGCUCAUGGAGACGGAGUUCUCCAAAACUCUGGGAGAAAUGGUGACCCUUCACCUCCACCACCAGAAGAGCAUCCCGGCCUUCCUCUCUGCCGUGACGCUGGACCUGUUCAGCCGACAGACCACCUUCUGAAGAGUGUCACCUCUUAAAUGGAAAAGUGUAAAAUUAGAUUUAUUUUUUUCUUAAAAUGGCCAAGUGGCUAUCAUAGCUUUGAAAUAUGUAUUGUAUGGAAAUUGAUGUAAUGUGAAUUUAAAACAUUUUUUUUUUCUUUUAAUGUCUUUUUUUUCUUUUCUUUAUUUUCUCCCAAAACUCGAUAGACAAAAUUUCAUGUUAAAGUUUUCUGCCCUGUCGGCCAUUAAAAUUAUUGCCCCUCAUAAAAAACUUUGGAAAUAAAAUGUAUCUUUUAUUGAAGUAACACAGUCUCCCACUGAAAAUCCAGUAGUACGCACAACUACUAUGAAGAUUUCUUUGUAAUGAAUAAAACAAAAAAUAUUA
This is a messenger RNA of Poecilia latipinna (sailfin molly), 2697 nucleotides long. It is a transcript of the gene mad1l1, whose product is annotated as mitotic arrest deficient 1 like 1. Gene Ontology annotation, cellular component: mitotic spindle; kinetochore; nuclear envelope. The transcript has 18 exons. Bases 175 to 2334 code for a protein of 719 amino acids. NCBI's taxonomy places the organism in Eukaryota, Metazoa, Chordata, Actinopteri, Cyprinodontiformes, Poeciliidae. Gene Ontology annotation, biological process: mitotic spindle assembly checkpoint signaling; attachment of mitotic spindle microtubules to kinetochore. The record is from RefSeq and is a predicted model, not a curated record.